AUGUUAACAUUAACAAACGACAUGUUGAUUAAUAUUACAAAACAAGUAGCAAUCUAUUUUGGUAUACCAGUUCUAUGUGCUGGUCUUCUUGGUAAUAUUCUUAAUAUUAUUGUUUUUCUUAGUCUCAAAACAUUUAGACAAAAUUCAUGUGCUUUCUUCUUAAUUAUCAUGUCUUUUCUCAAUAUCGGCCAACUAUUAACAAGUUUAGUCUCACGAAUUUUUAUUACUGGAUUUAAUAAUAAUUGGACAGAAACUUCAAUAUCAUUUUGUAAAUUUAGAAACUAUUGUCUUCAAGUAUGUGCAUUAACAUCAUCAACAUGUAUGUGUUUAGCAACGAUUGAUCAAUUCUUAGUUACUUCACUUCGUUCUCGAUGGCAACAAUUAUUUAAUAUCAAAAGAGCAUAUAUUUUAUGUAUCGUAUUUUUUAUUAUUUGGCUUCUUCACGGAGUUCCAACAUUAAUUUGGUUUUCUCCAGUUAUUUCAAGAAGAACAAAUGAUAUUACUUGCACAAUAAUAAAUCUAAACUAUCAACAAUAUUUCACUUAUGGUUAUACACUGAUUUUAACUGGUAUGCUUCCAAUACUCAUUACAGUAGUAUUUGGAACAUUAGCAUAUCGAAAUGUGAGACAAAUUCGUUUUCGAAGAGUACCAAUAGUCCGACGUGAAUUAGAUAAGCAGUUAACUUCAAUGGUUCUUAUUCAAGUUGUUCACAAUUUCUUCGUUGUUGUACCAUAUGUUACUAUCCUAAUUAUUUUAACGUCGACGACACCGACAAAUUAUCCAUCUAAUUAUAUGCAAAUAGUUCUUGCUAUUGCAAUAACUGGUUUUAUUUAUUACUUAUAUUUUGCCAGUCCAUUUUAUAUUUAUAUUUGUGUAUCAAAACGAUUUCGUCAACAACUGAAUCAUGUCCUAUUUGGUCGUUAUAAGAAACGACCAGUUGAACAAAUCAUAAGUAUCAAUCAAAUUUUACCAGUAUUUCAAGAAUUUUAA
Molecule: messenger RNA, 990 nt
Organism: Adineta steineri
Lineage: Eukaryota; Metazoa; Rotifera; Eurotatoria; Adinetida; Adinetidae
Source: the annotation of a GenBank genome assembly